Molecule: messenger RNA, 6231 nt
Organism: Meriones unguiculatus (Mongolian gerbil)
Lineage: Eukaryota; Metazoa; Chordata; Mammalia; Rodentia; Muridae
Gene: Mthfr
Product: methylenetetrahydrofolate reductase
Exons: 11
Coding region: 267-2354 (695 amino acids)
Biological process (GO): tetrahydrofolate interconversion
Cellular component (GO): cytosol
Molecular function (GO): methylenetetrahydrofolate reductase [NAD(P)H] activity; FAD binding
Source: RefSeq, a predicted model, not a curated record
CCCCAAUCACUCUGGGUCUAAGCUGACUGAGAUGAGCCAUCGAGAAGCCAGGGUCCUCCCAGCUGGGCACUGCUCCCCAUCUCUGGGAAUGUGGGCCUCAGAGGCUGGCUGCACGAGUCUUUCUGUGCCACCCUCUAUCAGGUAGCUAGCGUCACCAAGGAUCCCUGAGCUGAAGGAUCUGUGUGCGACUCAGUGCUUAAUGGGAGGUCGUCAUACAAAGAGCCAGACGACAGCAGCAGGGCAAAGCUUGUGGAGCCUCUGGGCAGAUGCUGCAUGAGCCUCACCCUUGCUGGCUGCCUUUCUACCCGAAGCAGCGUCCACUCAGGUGUUGGGUGUGCAUGGGGUUUGGCUACAGCCCUCUAAUGCCCCCGGCCCCCACCCUGUACAGCAGGAAUGCCGCCAUGGUGAACGAGGCCAGAGGAAGUGGCAGCCCCAGCCCCCAAUCCGAGGGCAGCAGCGGCAGUGAGAGCUCCAAGGACAGCUCAAGAUGUUCCACCCCCACCCUGGACCCGGAGCGGCGCGAGAGACUCCGGGAGAAGAUGAGGCGCAGGAUGGACUCUGGUGACAAGUGGUUCUCUCUGGAGUUCUUCCCUCCUCGGACUGCUGAAGGAGCUGUUAACCUCAUCGCGAGGUUUGACCGGAUGGCAGCAGGGGGCCCCCUCUUCGUGGAUGUUACCUGGCACCCAGCUGGAGACCCUGGCUCCGACAAGGAGACCUCGUCCAUGAUGAUUGCCAGCACAGCGGUGAACUACUGUGGCUUGGAAACCAUCCUGCACAUGACCUGCUGCCAGCAGCGCCAGGAGGAGAUUACAGGCCAUCUGCACAGAGCCAAGCAGCUUGGCCUGAAGAACAUAAUGGCACUGAGGGGAGACCCUGUAGGUGACCACUGGGAAGCGGCGGAAGGAGGCUUCAACUUUGCCACAGACCUGGUGAAACACAUCCGGAGCGAGUUUGGCGACUACUUUGACAUCUGUGUGGCAGGAUACCCCAGAGGCCACCCCGAGGCAGUGUGCUUUGAGGAGGACCUGAAGCACUUGAAGGAGAAGGUAUCUGCAGGCGCUGACUUCAUCAUCACCCAGCUCUUCUUUGAGGCCAGUGCCUUCCUCAGUUUCGUGAAGGCCUGCACGGAGAUAGGCAUCUCCUGCCCUAUCCUGCCUGGGAUCUUCCCUAUCCAGGGCUACACCUCCCUUCGGCAGCUUGUGAAACUGUCUAAGCUGGAGGUACCACAGAAGAUCAAGGAUGUAAUUGAGCCAAUUAAAGACAACGAUGCUGCCAUCCGCAACUAUGGCAUCGAGCUGGCUGUGAGCUUGUGCCGGGAGCUGCUGGACAGUGGCCUGGUGCCAGGCCUCCACUUCUACACCCUCAACCGUGAGGUGGCCACCAUGGAGGUGCUGAAGCAACUGGGCAUGUGGACUGAGGACCCCAGGCGUCCCCUGCCCUGGGCUGUCAGUGCGCACCCCAAGCGCCGAGAGGAAGAUGUGCGUCCCAUCUUCUGGGCUUCCAGACCAAAAAGCUAUAUCUACCGCACACAGGGCUGGGAUGAGUUUCCCAAUGGCCGCUGGGGUAAUUCCUCCUCACCGGCCUUUGGGGAGCUGAAGGACUACUACCUCUUCUACCUGAAAAGCAAGUCCCCCAGAGAGGAGCUGCUGAAGAUGUGGGGCGAGGAGCUCACCAGCGAAGAGAGUGUCUUUGAAGUCUUUGAGCAUUACCUCUCGGGAGAGCCAAACCGGCAUGGCUACAGAGUAACAUGCCUGCCCUGGAACGAUGAUCCCCUGGCAGCGGAGACCAGCCUGAUGAAGGAGGAGCUGCUGCGCGUGAACAGGCUGGGCAUCCUCACCGUCAACUCACAGCCCAACAUCAAUGGGAAGCCGUCCUCAGACCCUGUGGUGGGCUGGGGCCCCAGCGGGGGGUAUGUCUUCCAGAAGGCCUACCUAGAGUUCUUCACCUCCCGGGAGACAGUGAAAGCACUUCUGCAAGUGCUGAAGAAGUACGAGCUCCGAGUUAACUACCACAUUGUGGAUGUGAAGGGAGAGAACAUCACUAAUGCCCCUGAGCUGCAGCCCAACGCUGUCACGUGGGGCAUCUUCCCUGGUCGAGAGAUCAUCCAGCCUACUGUGGUGGAUCCCAUAAGCUUCAUGUUCUGGAAGGAUGAGGCCUUUGCCCUGUGGAUCGAGCAGUGGGGUAAGCUGUAUGAGGAGGAAUCCCCAUCCCGCAUGGUCAUCCAGUACAUCCAUGACAACUACUUCCUGGUCAAUCUGGUGGACAACGAGUUCCCGCUAGACAACUGCCUGUGGCAGGUGGUGGAAGAGACAUUUGGGCUGCUCAACAGGGACACAGAGGCACAGGCCCCAUAAGCUGGCAUCUUCCUCUCCUGGAGCCCCUCUCACCCAUCUCUCCACGUGAUAAUGGCAGCUAGACUGGCAGGAAGCAUCCAGACUCUGGCUGGCUCUGAGAUGCCCCAUUUAGAAGGCUGGUACUGUCUGCUAAGCCAAGAGCCCGUGUUCUUGUGGCAAGCACCUCCAUCCUCCAGGGGAGGAGCCUGGGGAUUGCAGCCGAGCCAUUGCACCAGGGCAGCCUCUGGGAGCCAGCUCGGGAACCUGGUGAACUGGUACCUGGGGUCUGUGUGAGGCAGGCCACAGGUACUUGUGGUACUAACGUGGGUAGGAAGAGAUGUGGCAAAAGAGGGCACAGAAACCUCCUCCCUACUUAGCUGGCUAUGCACCAGGUCCCUGGGACCCAACAAUAAGCCUUUCUUGCCACUGAGGCCUGAGAGCAGAGCUGCUUUCUCUCCCUUCUGCUUCAGAGGGGUGUGUGUAUACUGUGGCUCGGAAGAAUGUGCUCCUUGAGGGUGAAAGGCAGCCCCAGUGGAGGCUUGCUCUUGGCCUUAUUAUACACCUGUCCUUUAACUGUCACAGAGCAAGACGAGAUUCACCUGAGCAGGCCCAGCUCUGUCCUUAGUUCCUUAUGACUGGCUGUCUUCUUGGUUCAGCCUAGGAGCUGCCCUUGGCGCUCCUCCCCCAUCAGCCCUCAGGUCUGGCUGCCUGGGGCAGUGACUGGCAGGUACAGAUGGCUGCUCCUGAGGUCUGGCUCCCAGCCUGCUGCUCUGAGGGAUAGGGAGGAAGUCACCCAGAGAACAAUUUAGGUAGAUACAGGGAUUCCUGUCCCCUUGCCUCCCAGGCCCAGGUGACCGCAGUGGAAAGCAGCCUUGGAGAGACUGAGCAGGAACAGCCAGGAUGAGGUGGUCCUUUUAUUGUCCCCCAGAGCUGACUCCUCCAGCCGUGGGCCUGUUCCUUCCCUCAGGAGGCUGGGCUUGUAUGUAUUGAUUCCUCAGGAACGUUUCAUAGCUGCUGCUGGGUCCUGCUCACCCCACGCCUGCUACAUUUGGGCCACUGUUGGCUGUUUCCAGGGGCACAGGCUACUGCUAGUUCCUCUCGUGGGUUCCUGGAUACCAGGCGCUGGUGCCACUUUUCAAAGGCCUGGAGGCAAGGGAGCAGGAAGAGGAAAUGCCAUUUGUCUCAGGCUCCCUCCAGGGCCUAUAGUGGGCCUGUCAGACUGACACGUGAACCAUGCUCUGCGUGUCUCCACCAGAGGCCCUUUCCUCUGUCCUGGCAGCCAACCACGCUGUCUCUGUCCAAAUAUCCAGGCUCAGAAUAGACUGGACUUGUAACCUUGGAAGCUAUUCCCAGUGACCUGCAAAUGAGAAGCCUGUGUGUGAUCCAGGCCCUACAGGGACCAGCACGGGUGGCCACUGCCACAAACAGCCUGGUUCUCAGACUGAGUAACAGUGGCUGGGCUUAAGGCCCCUCGUCCAGGCUGUGUGCUCUGUGACCAGUGACUAACUCACUGAGUGAGGAGACCUCAGGGUGGUAGUCAGGGACACCCCUCCCUCUCCCUGGCUCAGCCCAGAGGUGGGCUCUGGUUUUGGAAGGCUGGCUAGGUGAAGUAAGGUAGAGCUACCUGGGAAAGGACCCAGCUGUCUUCUUGCUGGUGUAGUCGCUGAGCCACCCGCAGCUGGAGGACCUUUUUCCGCCAUGUCCUCCAGGCCUGCUCCAGGUGCCAUUGUCUGAGCUACAGGGAGAGUUGACAGAAAAGACCCUUUGUCAUCCUGCCAGCCCUGGCCCUUCUACUUCCACCACCCCAGGAUGAAAGAGGUGUGACGAUAUCAAAGAAAUUUUAGCAGAUGAGGACCCUGUCCCUAAGGAUUUGGACAGAGAUCUCAAUGGCAUGCAGUUAGUUAGACAAGGGAUGGGAUGAAGAUGAGAGAAGUCGUUCCCAGGGCGUCUGCAGGGUGAAGAGGAGUUAAGCCUGCCUACCAGACUCCGUGACAGCUGCUCCACCCAGUGAGCAUCUACCCAGCGCUGCCAUGCCCGUGCCAGACACCUAGCCUGCAGGGAAGCCUGGCCGUGCCCACACUGCAGAUGCCUAUUCCUGUGGGCCGAGAACAUCAUGACCUCUUCAAGGUGAAGAGCAAGAGCCAGGGCCAUCCUGCCAGCAAGGGUAGCACAGUCAGAAGCUUGGGAGGACCACCCUCCCCAUGUACUAGCACAGCCACCUUUGAGGGGCCUCUCCUUGGCCCUGGAGAGCCCUGGUCUCAGAGCCGCAGAGCUCAACUGUAGGGGGCUGACUGAGUGCCCAUGCGGUCAGUGGCAGCCAGAACUGGAAGGUCCGGCAGAGGGGCCUCACUUUGUCACCUAGAGAGGAAAAUUGAGUCAGGAAGACGGUAAUGCCUUGGUUUGGGAGAGCUGUAGCCCAGCUCAGGUCUCCAGGCUGUGGCUGGCCCAAGGAGCUAAUGGAAGUAGAAGGGAAUUGUUCAAACAACUAGGACUCUUAAGAAAAGGAGGAAGGGGCUGGAGAAAUGACUCAGAAGUUAAGAGCACUGUCUCAAAAGUCUGAGUUCAAGUCCCAGUGACCACAAGGUGACUCGUAACCAUCUAUAGUGAGAUCUGGUGUCCUCUUCUGGUGUGCAAGCUCAUGUGCAGGCAGAACACUGUAAAUAAUAAAACUUGAGAAGAGGAGGAGGUAGACAGGGGCAGUGUUUCACAGGGCUUGGCCUGUGGGCUGAGACCCACAGACCCAGCUCCUUACUUAAAGCCCAGGAUGUGGUCCUCUGUGUGCCGCCUCCAAGCUGCCAUGCCAGGCUGGGCAGCACAUCCUCUGUGACAGGUGUCCAGCAGCCGUGGGUCUGAGGGGACAGCAGGGAAGCAAGGAUUGAGCGCAGUGGCUGCUGACUGGGAGGGAUUCCUGCCUGACCCCUGCCUGAGCAGGCUCCUACAUAUGUGUAUAAUAGGGUGCUUCACCUGUCACCCAGGAGUCCCAAGGACCCCCUCCCCCAGAGGAGGCAAGCCACCAGUACAUGGGACUACUCCCAUCUGGCGGAAGAUACCUAAGCAGAGGCUGGCCCAAUAAUAGUGCCCCAUGGUAGAGCUCAGACCAGCCCUGAGAUCCAGGUCUCCUGACUUAAGCUUUAGGGCAUUGCUGAGCCUUGCCUCUCAGAUGUGGCCUGUCUCCAAAGCCUGACUUCCCAACCAACACAGCAUACAGAGGUGACUCCCUGCCACCACCCCAUGGCUCAUGUGACCUGCACAUGCUACCUGUGAUAAAGAACAGGACCCUGAAGACCAUUCUCAGUGUCUGCUUUGUUUCUAGAAACCUCAGUUUCUCCAUCUGUGUUUGGGAGCCUUGCCUUCACUAACAAGAGCAGAAUGAAAGUAUAUGUACUUUCAUAGGGUGGUCCUGUACUCACAAUAUUUCGCUACUCAUGAGGCUAAGGCAAGAGGACCGGAGGUUGCCUUAUGAGCUUGAAGCAGCCUGAGCUAUACAAGCUGGGUCUACAAAGCCCUGAAAUAUCCACAAGCAAAGCAGCAGGAAACCCCCAUAAUGUGCUGCCGCCCUAAGCCCAUACAUGGAAUUCUGAAACCCUGCAACGCCAGUCAUCUAAAAGGCAAAGCCGCUUGGGUGGUCUCCUUAGGCUCUCUAAAGUCAGUUCCGUUCUUUCUGGAAAUCGGAAACAGGAUUCUAGUCCUUAACUCUGCCUGACCUGUCAGGGUCGUGGGGCUGGGUCUUUCAGCUAUACCUCCAGAUUGCUAGGCCAUCAGCCUCUCACUUUUUUUUUUUUUUUCAGAGAAAAGGACUUCUGGUCUGAAGGUAACAUUUUGAUACAAAAACAACAACAACAAAAAACUACUUUCUACUUUAUUUUCAUAUUUCCAAUAAAAAUAAAAUUGGCCUCCA